Molecule: messenger RNA, 759 nt
Organism: Chaetomium strumarium
Lineage: Eukaryota; Fungi; Ascomycota; Sordariomycetes; Sordariales; Chaetomiaceae
Exons: 2
Coding region: 141-608 (155 amino acids)
Source: RefSeq, a predicted model, not a curated record
AUGGACGGCAGCCCAAGGCUUGCUUACGGCAGCCCAUCGGUUGCAGCCUAGCUGCACGUGAUCUGAUGGCUCAGCCUCGAGAACUCGUCUGGCAGCGAUCGGCACUCUAAGGAGGACAACCAAGUGCUUCACUCUUCACGAUGGACCCUUUGAGCGUUACGGCGGCUGUCGUGGGUAUCGCUGCUCCGACAGCGCACUGUAUACGCCUUCUCAUAGAUGACAUCCAGAAGAUCGUCGACGCGCCCGAAACCAUCAAUUCGCUCAGGAAAGAUCUGCUCUCUAUAGACCAGGCCCUUGCUUCAGUUCGGGCUAUAUCCGACACGCAAUGGAAGUCACUUGGUGAGACUGUAGUCAGCCAGUUGAAAGCUGCGACUACCUUAUGCAGAGAGUCAUGCAACAAGUUUAGGGCCGACCUCAGUCGCUGGACGCGGCACAGCGAGGAUGGGAAACUCUCUUUACGGGAUCGUGCAAUGGUUGGCUUUCUCAAACAGGGCUCUGUAAAGUCCAUAUCAGAGCAGCUCCAGCAAUGCAACAUCACCCUCACCUCGGUUGUCUGCAUCGCGACUUUAUAUAGCUCCCUUCAACAGAUGCAAGUAACCAAGAGGUGAUAAUAACGAUAUCCCAAGGAAGCCGAGAUUUCAGCGUCUAUUUCGGCGACAGAGGAGCAGCUGGCUAAGGCGAAUGCUAGACUUGGAGCACUUCGCCUCGCCAAAAAAGAGCAGGACGAGACGGAGGACGACCGAGCUAGCACGAUCCGCC